Anisakis simplex (herring worm) is the source of this 408-nucleotide messenger RNA. Lineage: Eukaryota; Metazoa; Nematoda; Chromadorea; Rhabditida; Anisakidae. The record is from the annotation of a GenBank genome assembly.
AUGUCAUCGAUGCUGAAAGAAAUUGUUCUGCUAGCAGCAAUGCUCGUCGCGAUCACAAACGCGUCAGUGCAAUCCAUAUCGGUCAAAGGCCGACUUGCGUGCGAUGACAAGUCGCUAAGAAACGUUCACGUCGAGCUGAAAGAACGCGAUACUUUUGAUCCCGAUGAUUCGCUUGGAGUAGUGCACUCGGAUAAAGAAGGCCAUUUCGAAGUGAGUGGCCAAGAAGACGAGUUCUCGAUUGAACCAUACUUAGUGAUCACACACAAUUGUGACGGUGGUGUUAUCAAUCCGAGUUGCACAAUAACGGAUGAAUAUCCCAUCAGCAAAGAACAUAUCAAUGGUGUCUAUGAUAUGGGCAUUGUCAGUUUGAAUAUUGUUCCUGAAAAACGUCAUCGGCGAUGCAAAUAA